AUGAAAGAAAAAAGACAAUGCGGUGACGAGGCCCGGUUUCGAACCUGUAACGAGAUGCACUGUCAACCCGAAGGUACCCUCGGAUUUCCAGGAGCGUCUGCAAAUUCAUUCCUGCGGCGCAGCCAGAGGGAAAACAACAAAACGCAUUCAUCCUUCCGAGAGGACGUUAUCUCUGCAAGGAAACCUUUGGUGCGAGGACUGAAAGACGUGGCGCUGGUAGCGAAGGAGAAGCUGAGACUGAGGUGCAAAUCGCGAGGAAACCCGCCUCCGCAAAUCUCAUGGUUUAAAGACGGCAGCCCGAUCACCGAACGCAGGGGAAUCAGAAUACGCGCCAAAAAGAAGCGAUCGACGUUGACGAUCCGUCGAGUGGCUUCAGAGGACGCCGGUCUGUACGAGUGCAGAGCGUCAAACGUGCUUGGAGAAGCGUUCGCAACGGCCCGGGUUCGCGUCCGGCCGAAACCCGGACCCCUAACGUCUCCAAGUGUCACGCCGAAACCCCAGACGUCGACGGCCGUCAAACUCGGUUCGACAGCUUUUCCGUGGCCGGAGCAGCCGUGCCCGAUUUCGUCAUUCUGUCUCAACGGCGGCUCGUGUAUUUAUUACCAAUGGCUCGGAGAGUUUGCUUGCCAGUGA
This is a messenger RNA of Notodromas monacha, 633 nucleotides long. The record is from the annotation of a GenBank genome assembly. Lineage: Eukaryota; Metazoa; Arthropoda; Ostracoda; Podocopida; Cyprididae.